Adineta steineri is the source of this 590-nucleotide messenger RNA. Lineage: Eukaryota; Metazoa; Rotifera; Eurotatoria; Adinetida; Adinetidae. The record is from the annotation of a GenBank genome assembly.
AUGAUGAAAGUAUACGAAAUCAUUUUCUUGGAAAUCCUAUUACUUAUCUCUGGGGUGCACUAGGACUUGUAAAUGAUUCACUCGAAUUUCGUCUUUAUACGGGAAGAUUUACACUUGAUUUGUUUUGGGCAUAUCGUGAUGGCGAUCAGCGUUGGUGCGGUUAUCAAGUAAAUCGAGCAAAAUUUAGACGUACUCUUCCAUUAUUAGAAGAACUUUGUUCAUGUGAUUUAUUUGGUCAUCGCUUUACCAUUCCAUGUUCACCCACGGAUUAUCUUGAUGAUGAAUAUGGAAGAGAUAAAUGGAAAACUCCAUUAGAGAAAAAUUAUACAUGGACUAAUAUGAAAUAUCAUUCGAUGUGGAAUGAUAUAUCAUGGAUGUAUGCUACGCGUUUAUAUACAUCUAAAGGAAAACUUCGUACGGAUAAAUAUGCAGUUGAAUGGAUAUCAAAACAUUUUAACUAUUCUCUGACAUCAAUUCCAUCAUUUCUUAAUGUUAUACCAAAUGGACCUGUGACACUUCCACCACUUAAAACUGAACUUGUUUAUAAUACAAAGACAAAGAAAAAGCGCGUUAAUAAAAAGUCUAAAUGA